This is a messenger RNA of Besnoitia besnoiti, 498 nucleotides long. RefSeq lists its product as uncharacterized. The record is from RefSeq and is a predicted model, not a curated record. The coding region runs from base 1 to 498 and encodes 165 amino acids. Lineage: Eukaryota; Apicomplexa; Conoidasida; Eucoccidiorida; Sarcocystidae. The transcript has a single exon.
AUGGGGACAAAAAAAAGUGACGGGACCUCGGCGAGGCCGGCGGACGCAAACCACCGCCGUCUCAUCGAUUUCGUCGUGGGAUCCGUCGCGCACGCACUGGCUGCUCGCACCAUCCUGCACCCGCAGAUUCUGUUUCGGCGACCCUCCUCCACCCCGGCGUCACCGCAGACGCAGCAAUGCUGCAGGCUGUCUAUCGGUUCCCUCUCGCAAAAGCCGAAGCCGCCGCGCGGGUGUCCCCAGUCCUCGCUUGCCGCCUGCAUGCGACACCGGUACCGCAUGCUGCGCUGCCGCAGCAAAACCGUUGAGGGGUCGAAGGGGCGGCAGGCAGAGCGAGCGCUGAGGUCAGGAAGUGUGCAGCGGCGCUGGCUUUUUCGCGUUCACGACAGCACCUCUGCGCAGCUGAGGCGGCAAGCCUCCGGGUCGUGCAGGACAGCCUCGACGCCGCCUCCGUCGCUGGCGGCAGAUGCGCAGAUUUUCCGUGCCGCGUGGAUGCACUAA